CCACCUAGUCCCGUCCUUCUUCUGCCUCCACUACGCUCAGGCGGUCAGGCCAGGCCCGGGAGGUGCGCCACGACCUGACCGACGCCGCCGCACCAGGCGCUCGAUUCCCAGCCGCCCCCAAAAACCCGGCGCAGAUCCUAGCGGUGCGGCGGCCGGAGCUGGUGCUCCAGCGCCCUUCGCGGCUGCCCAGGGGUGGGGCGAGGCUGACGCGCAGCGGGCGGGCGAGCGAUUGCGAUGGCGUCGCUAGGGCGGCUCAAAUCCGCCAUCUUCGAUAGGGAGGAGAGGAAGAUGCAGUACCAAUCGCACAUCCGCGGGCUCAAUGCCUAUGAUCGCCAUAAGAAGUUCAUGAAGGAUUAUGUAUGCGUGGGCACAUACAAGAUACCCGUGAUGCUCGAAAUUCAGUUUUAUGGCCACGAGAAAAAUGUGGAUAGUAGUUUGCCCAUCAAAACUGAUAAAGAUACGCUGAGAGAAGGAUACAGGUUCAUUCUUUCCGAGGAAGAUGAGAUGGAUUCUACUUGGGAGAAAAGGCUGGUCAAACGUUACUAUGACAAGCUGUUUAAGGAGUAUUGCAUUGCUGAUAUGACCCAGUAUAAAAAAGGCAAGAUUGGACUGAGAUGGAGAACAGAAAAGGAGGUGAUAUCUGGCAAAGGGCAAUUCAUCUGUGGUAAUAGGCAUUGUGAUGAAAAACAUGGUCUAGGUAGUUAUGAGGUCAAUUUUUCUUAUGUUGAAGCAGAGGAGCAGAAACAAGCACUAGUGAAAUUGGUAGCUUGCAAAAGAUGUGCAGAAAAGCUUGCUUAUAAGAGGCAAAAGGAGAAAGAGAAUGAAAAUGAGCUCCCUGGUGAAAAGGAAAUUGAUUUGAAAGACAGCGACAAGAGAAAGAGAAAACAUGAGGAAAGUGACCACAGCUCAGAGGACGAGAAAUAUAGAAGAAAGAAAAAAGGAUUUAAGGAUGCCAAAAAUUCUGGUAGCCAGAGACCUGCAGAUCGGUGUGGAGCAUCUUCAAAGAGUUCAGGGAACAGUGACGAAGCCUUCGAGGAGUACCUGGAAGGCAUGUUCCCGUGAUCGGAUUCGUAGUUCUUAUUAAAAGAAAAAGGUGACUGAAGGCUUCUUGAUCAGCCCAUGAAAAAAAUGAUGCACGGGUCUUGGAACAACACCAUUAGCGGGUGUUGGAGUAGCAAGUCAGUUCCAGUUCGAACCUCAACGAGUCAACGCUCUGCUGACUCUACAACGUCAUGUAAAGUGCGACCUGUAAUUAUGCGUGCCUGGGUUGUUUCGGUGGGUUUUUUUUCUCCCAUUGCUUUCAGAGACAUGGUUGACGCCUGUUAGUCAAAGAAGAUUGUAAUAUACUAACUACUACUCCCUUGCCCGCACUAUACUGUAUGACAUUUCCAGCAGCGUUGCUUUUUCGUCCAUCUCUA
This is a messenger RNA of Zea mays, 1418 nucleotides long. RefSeq lists its product as uncharacterized. The record is from RefSeq and is a predicted model, not a curated record. The coding region runs from base 235 to 1062 and encodes 275 amino acids. The transcript is spliced from 12 exons. Gene Ontology annotation, molecular function: phosphatase activity. Lineage: Eukaryota; Viridiplantae; Streptophyta; Magnoliopsida; Poales; Poaceae. Gene Ontology annotation, biological process: dephosphorylation.